CUGCCCUCGGGCGAAGGCGCUCGGGAGCCGGCCCGAGGCUGGCUUUUGGGGAACGUGGGAUGGUCUGGCGCCCGCCAGGUUGGGUCCUAGUGGCUGAAGUUUUGAUCAAUAUCUUGGAUUUUUUUAUUCCAGAUUUGUUAUUCUACAGUGAAGUCAUCAUGAACUUUUUCCAACUCCUGAGGAAAAAGAAGGAACUUAUCCCUUUGGUGGCGUUCAUGAGCGUGGCAGCGACCGGAGCGGUGUCUUUUGCUUUGUAUUCCCUUAAAAAAACCGACGUGAUCAUUGAUCGGAAAAGAAAUCCAGAACCUUGGGAAACUGUGGAUCCUAGUGUACCUGGAAAGCUUAUAACAAUCAACCAAGAAUGGAAGCCCAUUGAAGAGUUGCAGAAUGUCCGAAGGGCGACCAAAUGACCAGCCCUCGCCCCUUUCUUCCCAAGAGUACUCUAUGAAUCUAGUGGAAACACUUCUGCACAAACUAGAUUAUGGAUACCAGUGUGCGGAAAUGCUUCUGCUACAUUUUUAGGGCUUGCCUACAUUUUCGGACUCAGGAUAAGGAAUUGUAAAGACAGUGCAGCAAUAACCACAUUGUCCAAAAAUAAGUUUCUGUGUUUAUUUUCUUGUUGUAAAUUUGAAUUUUGCAUAUUGGAAUUUUUAUGUUUAUGAUGCCUGAAUGUUUUCCUUGAAAUGUAUAAUGAUUUGUAAAUUACAUUAUCUGUAAUAAAAUACCAUUUGUGCAAGAUUUCUUAAAGAUUAGAUACAUAUUUAAAUGGAGGAGAAAGUCUUUUUUUAUGGGGGAAAAAACACAUUUUGAAGCCUGGAGCUUCAUCUUUUAAAUAUCCGGUACAAAUUUCUGUAUAAACUUUUCUUCCAAGUUUAUUCAUUCACCAGAAAUUUAUUGGGCACUUACUGUUAGCUAGGCACUGUUCUUGUGCAGGUGAGAUAAAGCAAUGGAUAAAACCAAAUUCUGGAGGGAGAAAUAAAAUAUGGUAAGCACAAUGAGGAAAAUGAAGACGAGAUGGGGUAGGAGAUUCCAUGAGGAUUGGUCUUGGAGGAAGUGCUGGGAUUCUGGUGGUGAAUAGGAAUGUGGGCCAUGCUGAGACUGGCCCUAAAGAUGCCAAGGCUGACAAUGGUGCUCCUGUGAGGGUUGGGGAGGGGAGGAUGGAGAGCACCCUACCGAGUCUGGGGUCCCUCGUCACUCUGACUGGUGGUGACUUAGAGACUGAAGGUGCAAUCAAACCCAGCAUGCCCCUGGGCUCUCCCUUGAUUGUUCUUGAAAAUGGGACCAAGUAGAAAAUUGCUUUUCAUUAACUUU
Molecule: messenger RNA, 1311 nt
Organism: Ceratotherium simum simum (southern white rhinoceros)
Lineage: Eukaryota; Metazoa; Chordata; Mammalia; Perissodactyla; Rhinocerotidae
Gene: COXFA4L3
Product: cytochrome c oxidase associated subunit FA4L3
Cellular component (GO): respiratory chain complex IV
Source: RefSeq, a predicted model, not a curated record